Molecule: messenger RNA, 1098 nt
Organism: Raphanus sativus (radish)
Lineage: Eukaryota; Viridiplantae; Streptophyta; Magnoliopsida; Brassicales; Brassicaceae
Exons: 1
Coding region: 1-1098 (365 amino acids)
Molecular function (GO): nucleic acid binding; RNA-DNA hybrid ribonuclease activity
Source: RefSeq, a predicted model, not a curated record
AUGUGCUUAAGACCGAGUCAAGAGGGAGUGGAGGAUGCCUUCAUCUGGCAACCAACUACAUCUGGUAUUUACUCUACCAAAUCCGGAUACCACUCAGCCAUGACCUCGACGCUUAGCCAAUCCAAUGUUACUUCAACUCCGAUAGCAUACUCCAUCGAAUGGUUCAAGGAUGUGUGGUCAGGUGCGAUGUCACCGAAGCUGAAAGUUUUCUUCUGGUCUACCCUACAAAAUGCAUUACCUCUCGGUGAGAAUCUACAAAAAAGGGGGAUCAACCUAGAGGUUAACUGUCCUAGAUGUGGGGAAAGAGAAACAACCACACACAUAUUUGCAUCAUGUCCCUUUGCUGAGCAGGUUUGGAAACUCAUACCUCUGAGUAAUGUAGUUCACCUAGCUACUGUGGAAUCUUUCGAGAAGCUUGUGAUCGCCUCCAGGAGUUUCAUUUGUCUCCCACCGUCAGGGAUCUCCACAAACAUCGUGCCUUGGGUAUGCUGGUACUUGUGGACGGCCAGGAACCAAUUGAUAUUUGAACGAAGGAGCAAAUCACCGGAGGAGGUUGCUACUGAUCAAAGUCUGAUAGCGUGCCGUGAAUGGACCUCUGCACAUCAGAAAACAGCAGAUCAAUCACCAGCCAUAUCUACCACGAGUCUACAACGACAGGAGCCGCCAAGUCCCUUACCUCCUACAACCACCGUGUGCAAUACAGACGCUUCCUGGAGAAAGGAAACACAGCGAGCAGGACUAGGAUGGAUCUUCACAGAACCACACUCAGGGACGAAAAUCAGAGGAUCAGAGGCUCAGGACUUCGUCUCCUCACCACUUCUGGCUGAAGCCCUUGCAUACCGAGCCAGUCUUCAUCACGCGAUUGCCCUAGGUUUCGACAACCUCCGGAUCCAAUCGGACAACCAAACGCUCAUUCGAGCCAUCAAUAGCAAGCACCCCCCAAAAGAGAUCUUUGGUGUCGUCUCCGACAUCAACUGUCUAGCUGCUUGUUUCGCUUCUAUCUCGUUUUCUUUCGUUUAUCGCUCUGCAAACUCUGAGGCUGAUGCUCUUGCAAAAGAGGCUCUCUUUCUAUUUUCGCUUGGGCUUGUAAUGGGAUAA